Centruroides sculpturatus (bark scorpion) is the source of this 2172-nucleotide messenger RNA. Its product is annotated as claspin-like. Lineage: Eukaryota; Metazoa; Arthropoda; Arachnida; Scorpiones; Buthidae. Bases 1 to 2172 code for a protein of 723 amino acids. Gene Ontology annotation, biological process: mitotic DNA replication checkpoint signaling; activation of protein kinase activity; mitotic G2 DNA damage checkpoint signaling. The transcript is spliced from 15 exons. The record is from RefSeq and is a predicted model, not a curated record. Gene Ontology annotation, molecular function: anaphase-promoting complex binding.
AUGAAUCUGGGGAGAAAAGAAACCCUCUUCAAAAAUAAAGAAAUUGAAAAAGUAACUAAAACGACUGAGAAUUUGGAAUUUGAUAAUGAUUUAGUUAAAUCGAAUGAAUUGAUUGAUAAAAAUGAAGGUAACAAAGAUUCUUCAGAAAUGAACAUGAGAGACAAGGAUGAGGUUUGUGUCUCUCACAUCAUAAAGAUAAAGAAGAAACUUAAAGAAAAAUUUGGAUCUUACGUUCCUCAGCUAAGCGGAUCUCCAAAUUCUGUUAUCAAUUUUGGAGAAGAGAAACCCAAAAAAUCUAAUCUUGAAUGUUUUAUUGAAAAAUUUGUCAAACAUACUGAAAAAUCUCAGAAAGUCAUUCCUGAUGUUAAGAAAAGCAAUGAAAAUAAAAUAGCGUUUGAGAAUACAAAAGAGAUGGAACUUGAUAUGCCAGGUGCAAAAUUAAUGAAACUAAAAGAAAUGUUGAAAAUCAAGAUGGAGGAAAGAAAAGAAAUACUAUGUAAGAAAAGAAUGGAAACUUAUCAACUUGAAAAUGAAGAAGGAUUUGAAAAUGAUAGGUCUGAUGAAAGUGAAGCAGAAUUAACAGAUCAGACAGAUACUGAUGAAGAAAUAGCAGAUGAUGAAGGUACAGAUUCUGAAGAAGAACAAGAACUCAGUGGUGUAAAGUACAGAAAAAAGAAAAAGUCUGCUUUUGUGGAUGAUGAAGCUGAAGAUGAUGAUGAUGAUGGUGAUGACGAUGACGACAAUGAUGACAAUGAUGAAGAUGGUAACAAUGAUGACAACUGUUUUAAAAGUGACGAUGACUACAAUGAUAAUAGUGAUGAUUUACCAGAUUUAUAUGACCUUAUUAACUGUAAGAGCAGCUCUAAAGAAACUUGUUCUACCCAAUUGAAAAUUGAUGAAAAAACAAAAGAUUUGGAAAUUGGAAAUGAAAAUUCAACCUUUUGUUUCUUUGCAGAAACACCUUUAGAUUCUGGAACAUUAUAUUCAAAUUUUGGAGAUGAUCAGGAAGAGAAAUUAAUUGAAAAACCAAAAGAACAUGAUAUGGAUCCACCAAAUCCAAUUCAGAACAAUGAUAAUACCAUAAAUAUGGAUAAUAGCUUUGAGUUUGGUAGAUCUUUACCUCCUUAUCAACCUGGAGGUGGAUUCAAAUACAAUGGUUUUCAACGCCAUCAUAUUGAAAGUGAUUGUGAAGAUUGGUUCAAAAGUUCAUUGUUAAAUUCCCAAUACAAUAAACUUUUGGAAGAUAAUCCAGAGACAAAAGAAAAUGAAGUGACUGCUUCUAGUGAACAAAAAAGUGAAAUGCUACGUCUUGAUUCAGCUGAAGAUUUUUCUCACUUAGCUUUGUCAGACGAAGAAUCUCAGUAUGAAAAUAACUUAACAAAUAAAGGGAGAAUUCCUAAUGGUCUUCAAGAUAUUUUGGAUGGCAAUUCCUUGCCUAUUAAAAAAAAUGAUAUAUUAUCACUGUGCUCUGGUAGUUUUCCUGAUACUUUUGAAGGAAUGCUGAAUACAAAAGAAACUGAUGCUUCACAAACAAAUUCACAAAAUAUGCAAGAAUUAUUAGCUCUCUGUUCUGGAAAAUUUGAAAAUAGAAAUAAUUCUCGUAAAGAUAUAUGUGAAAGUGAGGAUAGUGAUUCAUCAGUGGAAAUUAAUUAUAAGAGAAAAAAGAAAAAGCAUUGGAAUAAAUUAGUGAUAUUUAUACCUUUAUUUAGUGGUGGAAUUAGAAAGGAAUUUAUUGAAGAUGAAGCAGAAUUAUCAGGAAGUGAUGCUAGUGAAGAUGAGAAAGAAGAGGAUGAUGAGGAUGACAAUGAUGAAUUUGAGGAAGUUAACUUGCUCUCUGAUGAGAAUUUAUCAGAAGAAGAAUUGAAAAAUCAAGUGGAACGACUACACCAUAAAGCAGUUUUGGACGAAGAUAAUCGAGAAUUAUUGUUGUUACAAGAGCGUUACUUACCUGAUGGAGAUUUGCAUAGCGAUGGUCAAGGAAGACAAAGAAAGUUUCGUUGGAAGAAUAUAGAUGACAAUCUUGCAAUAGAAAAUUCUGAUCAGAGCAGUGGCGAAGAUGAUGGAUUCGAAGAAAGUAAUGAAAUCUGGAGAAUAAAGAGAUAUGAAAGAGAAAAAUGGUUUCAAGAGCAACAGGUGCAAGAAUUAGGUUCAUCCUCUUCCCAGACUAAUUAG